GUUUUCUCUUGGAUACCUGUUCUUAUAAUAACCUGCGUGGUGUUGUGGUCAUACUACGCCUACGUAUUUGAGCUAUGUCUUUCUAGCUACAACCUUUCAGUCUGGCUCGUCGUGUUAGCCGUUAGAUGUUGUGCCUCUUUUGAUAAAUUACACUCACCAACACACUGGAACAAGUGGCCUAUCUAUUGGUCUUUCAUGUUUGUUUUGUGAUGUUCUCCUGGACCUAUUGGAAGUCCAUAUUUACCCCUCCUGCAUCACCAUGCAAAAAGUUCCAGCUGUCAUACUCAGACAAGCAGAGAUACGAGAUGGAAGAGAGGCCAGAUGCUCAGAAACAAAUCCUGGUUGAGAUUGCAAAGAAACUGCCCAUCUUUAGUCAAGCUCAAUCUGGAGCUACCAGGUUCUGCGACCGCUGCCAGGUAUUGAAGCCUGACCGCUGUCACCACUGCUCGGUUUGUGAAACGUGUGUCUUGAAGAUGGACCACCACUGUCCCUGGGUGAACAACUGUAUCGGCUUUGCCAACUACAAGUUUUUCCUGCUUUUCCUCUCCUACUCAAUGCUGUACUGUGUAUUCAUUGCAGCUACAGUCUUUCAGUAUUUUCUCAAAUUCUGGGUGGGUGACUUGCCGAAUGGGCCCGCGAAGUUCCACAUCCUCUUCCUUAUGUUUGUGGCCCUCAUGUUUUUCGUCAGUCUCAUGUUCCUCUUUGGCUACCACUGUUGGUUGGUUGCCAAGAACCGAUCCACUUUAGAGGCCUUCUCAGCUCCAGUUUUUAUCAAUGGACCAGACCGAAAUGGCUUUAAUGUCGGCACACGCAGAAACCUGCAGCAGGUAUUUGGAGAGGAUCGGAGGUUGUGGUUCAUUCCUGUUUUCACAAGCCAAGGGAAUGGCCACUACUUCCCCUUGAAGAAUCGUAGUUCUGAGUCCCACAACCCCUUAUUAGCCAAUGAGGACAUGUGGGAGGAGUCGGACGAUGGCUCUGAGGAUGGAAGCUUGGCUGAGAACCAAGACCCCUCUGUUACAAUAGAGAUGGAAGAAUAGUUACUUCAUUUAAGGACAACAGACACUCAUACAGAGGACAUGGAUUAACACAACACACAUAGGCAAAAGCAUUCCAAAUCAUAUGGAUGUUCAUUGCCAAACUUGUGGAUUUAAAAUCUGCAAUUGGAUUGUCGUAUGUAUGUGUGUGUGUGUGUAUACAUAUAUAUACACACACACACACACACACACACACACACACACACACACACAUACAUACAUACAUAAAACAAUCCAGUUGCAGGUUUUUCAUACUUUAUAUUCCUCUGGUUGUUCAUCUCAAGGCUCCGGCCUCUGUGAUAUUAUAUAUUACUGUUAAUUGGGACGCUUUGAUCUGGCACUGUACAACUUGAUAUGCCUCUGUUUCAUUGUUGGGCUGUGAGUUUACAGUGUUGCACUUUCAACCCACUAUCUCUGAAGAGUGGUGUCUCUAAAUUGACGCACGUAGUGCUCCAGAGAUCUCUUGUAGUGAUUCAGCUUUCUUGACUCUUCGAGGGUCUCUAACCAUUUUAACAUAGGACCUUACUUUUUUCAACGACCAUAAGUAUAUUGUAAUACCUAAUUUAACCACCGCCUUAUUAAUAUAUUUAUUCUUGUCUUUUGUGAGUCCAUUUCUCCUGAGAAUGUAUGCAGCGCCCUGCUUGCGAAUAGAUGGUGCCAACAUUCUGGGCACUUAUUAAGGCAGGAACUCUUAUAUUUUAGCAUUAAUAUUGAGACCAAAUGCUAUUAUCUAUGUCUGAUCAGUCCGGUGACAGUAAUAAAAACAGAACCAGCAUAUAUUUGUAGCUCUGGUUCACAGCUACACUUCACUAUGUUUAAAAAUGAAUUACUCAACAAGAGUAUUACAGCAAAAUUAAAGGUAUACUAUGCAGGAAUUUCCUUGAAUACUAUAGACUCAUUAAAAGUAAUCCCUUUAAGCAUAAUUUAUGAUGACCAUAUUAUUAUAUUGGAAGUGUGUGGCCAUGUCUGUAUCUGCAGAGACCCUGCUUUCUACCUGUAAUUUAUUAAAUAUUGCUUAUUAAAAUGAAUGCAGUGAAAAGUUAGAUUUUACUGUCUGGGAUGAGCAUACAUGAAAAACUGUGAUAUACAUUUAACCCUUGUGUUGCCUUCGGGUCAUUUUGACCCGAUUCAAUAUUUAACCCUCCUGUCGCCUUCGGGUCAAUUUGACCCGAUUCAAUGUUUAAUGUCGGUGUUCUUUCGGGAGUCAACAAACAAACAUAAAGUACCUCACACUUAAACUUGGAAAACAAUAUUAAUUCUAAUAAUUUUCUGGAGAUUUUAAUAGCUGGGGUCAUAUUGACCUCAAGGGUAAAAUAUGUUAGUAAAUAUAAAGGUAACAGGAGGGUUAAACAUUGAAUCGGGUCAUAUUGACCCGAAGGCGACAGGAGGGUGAAACAUUGAAUAUCAUAUCAGGCAUCCCAAAAAUGGUAACACUUUGAUGCAAAGUGAAAUUAGCUUUUAUCAUAAGGGCACACCUUAGAUGUGUGUGUGUGUAUGUAUAUAUAUAAAUAUAUAUGUGUGUCUGUGUAUAUAUAUAUAUAAAUGUGUGCAUAUCUGUGUGUGCGUGUAUAUGUGUGUGUGACAUUUUUUAUAUCAAUGAAAUGGUUGUUUGCACUUUUUAUUUAGCCAGUGUACUUUUGUUCAUAACGAUGUCUUGAAUGGAGUACAUAUAUUUAUUUUGUAUCAGUAAACAGUUAGGUCUUUUAACAAACCGUAAUGCUGUUUGAUCAUGAAAUUAACUUUCAUCAGAUCAGUUUUUCUACUGUUGGGAAAGCCAAAAGAAAUGUUGCUCAAUCUGAGAAAUACAUACUUAUUGUUUAAUUCAAAGUGUUGCUUUUAUCUGAGGUAUGAUUCAUUGUUUGAAAGCAUGUAUAAAACAUUAGGAAAGAUGUGGAUGUCGAGUGUUUCAUGUAAUCUUGCGUCUAUUUAUUGUUCUUCAGCUUUUUUCCCCUGCGUAUUGAGUUUACUGAUUCAUUAUGGUGUCUGUAUAUUUUGUUCCAUCAAGUGAUACUUAAAAUAAACGGUUGAAGCAAUGUGCUUUUAUCAAAUAAUAGGUUAUUUAUAACAUGAGAAGAUGACUAAUUAUACUCAAUUUGCAGAUUGGAGUUCAACAUUGCGAGAGCACAGUAUGGUCCCUUUUGAAUAGUCUUUGGGGUAUGUGAUUGAGGCGCAUCCCUUUUUCAAAACUUUCUGAACCAUCAAAAGUAUUGAUACAGUUUCUGUCUUUUAACAAAUAUAAAUUCUUUAUUUUCCACCAGUUGUAACAUGCAAAUAAAAUGAUCCAAGUUGAACUCUU
Pseudoliparis swirei is the source of this 3330-nucleotide messenger RNA. It is a transcript of the gene zdhhc15b, whose product is annotated as zinc finger DHHC-type palmitoyltransferase 15b. NCBI's taxonomy places the organism in Eukaryota, Metazoa, Chordata, Actinopteri, Perciformes, Liparidae. Gene Ontology annotation, cellular component: endoplasmic reticulum; Golgi apparatus. Bases 210 to 1037 code for a protein of 275 amino acids. The record is from RefSeq and is a predicted model, not a curated record. Gene Ontology annotation, biological process: protein targeting to membrane; peptidyl-L-cysteine S-palmitoylation; synaptic vesicle maturation. The transcript is spliced from 12 exons. Gene Ontology annotation, molecular function: protein-cysteine S-palmitoyltransferase activity.